This is a messenger RNA of Maudiozyma saulgeensis, 1236 nucleotides long. Lineage: Eukaryota; Fungi; Ascomycota; Saccharomycetes; Saccharomycetales; Saccharomycetaceae. The record is from the annotation of a GenBank genome assembly.
AUGUCUCAAGGUACUCUAUACACCUCUGCUACUCCAAGAUGCAACCCAGUCAAGGCUUUGAUUGAAAACUUCAACAUUGACAUCACCUGUGUUGAAAAAUCUACUGUCGCUGAUUUUGAGACCAAGUUCCCUCUAGGUCAAAUUCCAGCUUUUGUUGGUCCAAAGGGUUUCAAGAUCACUGAAGAAAUUGCCGUCCUUUACUACGUUGCUGAUUUGAUUCAAGAUGAAAAGGCUAAGGCUGUCCUAAAGGGUAAGACCGAAGCUGAAAAGACUCAAGUUCUAAGAUGGGUCUCCGUUGGUAACACCAACCUAUUCUCUGCUAUCUUCGGUAACAUUCUUUCUAUUAAGGGUGUUACUCAAUUCAACAAGAAGGAAAACGAUAACCGUUUCGCUUUAAUUGAAAAGUACGCUAAGGUUUUCGAUGACAGAUUGAAGACUCACACUUAUGUUGCUACCGAAAAGAUCUCUCUAGCUGAUUUACAAUGUGCUGUCUCUUGGACUGCUGCUUUCUCUACCAUUCUAGGUCCAGAAGCUAGAACCCAACACCCAUACUUAGUCAGAUGGAUAAAGACUGUUGUUGCCUCUGAUCUAGGUAAGAUUGCUUUCAAGGGUUUCCAAUUCGCUGAAAAGGCUUUAGCUUACGUUCCAGCUAAGAAGGAAAAGAAGGACAAGCCAAAGAAGGAAGAACAACCAAAGAAGCAAGCUAAGAAGGAAGAAAAGCCAGCUGCUGAACCAACUGAAAAGAAGGCUAAGCACCCUCUAGAAGCUCUAGGUAAGUCUACCUUCAUUCUAGAUGACUGGAAGAGAAAGUACUCUAACGAAGAUACCAGAAAGGGUGCUCUACCAUGGUUCUGGGACAACUACAACCCAGAAGAAUACUCUAUCUGGAAGGUUGACUACAAGUACAACGAUGAAUUAACCUUGACUUUCAUGUCUAACAACUUGGUCGGUGGUUUCUUCAACAGAUUGUCUGCUUCUACCAAGUACAUGUUCGGUUGUAUGGUCAUCUACGGUGAAAACAACAACAACGGUAUCACCGGUGCUAUCAUGAUCAGAGGUCAAGAAUUCGCUCCAGCUUUCGAUGUUGCUCCAGAUUGGGAAUCUUACGCUUACGCUAAGUUGGACCCAACCAAGGAUGAAGACAAGGAAUUCAUCAACAACAUGUGGGCUUGGGAUAAACCAGUUGUUGUCGACGGUGAAAACAGAGAAAUUGCUGACGGUAAGGUUUUGAAAUAA